Messenger RNA from Spinacia oleracea (spinach), 868 nucleotides. RefSeq lists its product as uncharacterized. Bases 274 to 744 code for a protein of 156 amino acids. The record is from RefSeq and is a predicted model, not a curated record. The transcript has 2 exons. NCBI's taxonomy places the organism in Eukaryota, Viridiplantae, Streptophyta, Magnoliopsida, Caryophyllales, Amaranthaceae.
GAUCUAAGAGAAGGACAGGAGAUUAAAUAGAAACGCAAUUUUUUGGCUGCACAGCUGUACCCCUAAUCAAACAACGUCGUGUGAUGCGGGUACAGCCAGCGCUGGCUGUACCCCCCGAAAACGACGCCGUUCAGCGUAUUUUUAUCCCCUUCAUGAGUUUCCUAAGUUUUCUAACUUUUUUUUUUUUGUUUCUUCUUCUUCAAGUUGCGAUAUAUCUUGUUCUUAGAGUUUAUUUCGAUUUUUUCUCUCCUAUUUUCUCUCUCCUCUGUUUCCAUGGAGCUCGCAGUUAUGGAAAAUUCUGAAGCUCUUUUCGAAUCUAAUUCUGGAAUUUUAAGUACAUUGAUGUCAGAACUGAAUAAGGAAGUAAGUCUUUUUGUUGAAGGGUCAGAAUCUAUGUUAAUGAUGAAGGAAGUUAAAAAUGAAGACGAAGCUUAUGAUUUGUAUAAUGAAUAUGCUUUUAGUAAAGGUUUUGGUAUUAGGGUUGGGAAAGGUCGGAAGCGUCAAAACAGUGAAUUUUAUACUAUGAAACGGUUCUUGUGUAGCUGCGAAGGGGUUAAAGAUGAAAAAAGGAAGAGAACAAGGUCUUAUGCUAGAUUGGAUACGUGUACUGGGUGUACUGCUUUUGUUCAGUUUUCUAUUGGUAAAGAUGGUACAGCCAAGUUGGGUGUACCUGGGUAUUUUACCUGCAGCGUCGUUUUGGGCAGGGGUACAGCCAUCUUGGCUGUACCUGGGUAUAGCAAUUAGGGAUAUAAAAAGAAAAGAGCUCCUUUUACGUGGACCAUUGAAACUAGUACAUGUUACUCCACUUUAUGAUAUUUUUCAUAUUUAAGGGGGAGAAAUAUGAGCCGUUUGAUAAGUUAUAGCAUGA